UUUAUGAAGCAUUGUUAGAAGAAAUAUUUCAACUUUAGGGAUUAUAUGGAUGAAAUUUCCCUUAAAAAGUUUUAGUUUUUUUUUAAGUUUUAAAGUUUUUUUACAGUUUUAAGAUGCAUAACGGAACUGCAGAUAAGAUUGCCUAACAAGGCUGAUAAGACUAAACGCAACAAUUUACUUUUAUUGAAAGCAAACCGGACUAUAUUCACAAUAUUGCAGUUGAAUACACCAAGCUCACCCAUUACAAGGCCUUCCAUACCCAAGAGAAAGAAGUAGAAUUCUACUACUUCCAAAAAAACGACAGUGAGAAUUCUAUUCUAAUAUUUUGAGUCUUGACUAAAAAAACUCUUUUUGCUAGGUAUUAUGAGACAGAAGCUAACUAUUUGUUUUUCAGUUUUUGAAAAAAAGUAGUUUUAAAACCAAAUACACUACAGUACAAAGCAGACCUUUUUUGAUAAUGACCUUUGAAAUCGACCGCAAACAAGUAUAUCUGAUUAGUUUAUCGCAGACAUUAAAAACAAUUAUAAAGGGUUGGCGUAAUCCAAUUUCAUACUUCAUACAAGUCAAAUGUUCAAUUUAAUCUCUAAAUUUGUUUUAUGGUCCCUAGACCUUACAUAAUUACUACAGGAGUGUAAGUCCUUAGCCACCCAAGUGGUUAAACUUCCUGUAGUGCCCAACAGCUCCACGCCUUUCUCAUGUUUCCCGUUCUGUUACUUUUUUUUUUUACUUUGGUUUUAUAAAGGACUAUCCUCCAAAAAUUUCAUUAUUCCAUUUUUGUACUAUUUUGCCGACAGUCAUCACAAAAAUUUCAUAAAUGGCAUACAUUUUUCUUAUCAUGUCAUCAUGAUAAACUUUUAAAAAGCACUAUAACAACGAUGAGCGUAGUGGCAUUUUUGAUCUGAUUGGAUGCUCUGAUUCACCAUAUAUGCGGCAGACAACUGGUUCGUUCUCUUACUGUUGCACUUACUGUAAGUAUACAGUAACUUCUGUAGGCAGAUACUGCUUCUGUCCAACUUCAGUUCCUCGAUUCACACUCGAUUUUACUAAAUAUUUGAACAUUGGCGCGCUUCGGCACCGCACUCAUCGCUCCUGCUGCCGCAGCAAUUUGUCCGUUUUGCCGCUACUCCUGCUGCCGCAGCAGCUGUUGUCGCUGGCGAUGUUUUUAUGCCUGUGUGUCUGAGUGUAUGUUAGGCAGUGUGUGUACAUGACUGUGUAUAAGAGUCGCUCUGUGUCUGUUGUGCUUGUGAGCCAUAACCGCCUAUAUUAUUGUCAGUAGCCCCAUUCGUAGUGUGUUCGGGUUGAUGUGGAAGACGCUCCUUGGCCACCUGCACAACCUCGCAGCUGUUCAGGUGGCAGGACGGUGGCGAAAGCUCUAUUGGUGGUCAUAACUUUAAACUUGUUUUAGAACAAAGUGACGAUCUCCGCUGAAUUGGAUUUCUGAGUGGAACUCAUCUCGAGUCGGGCUAGCUGGAUUAGUUAUGAAGUUAUGCUCGAUACAAGUUGUAUUUGAAAUUGCAGUCCAGCAUUCAAGCAAACUGGUUUAAAUUAUACUGGAGCAAUGACGGAGCAAAAUUUUAACCAACCUUCGGGGUCGGUGAUGCAGUUUGAGAAUCCGAAUCAUGCAAAAGACCUUCUGGAAAACUUCUUUGCUCGCACAAUUAGCGAAAUGCACAGCAUGAACUAUGCUGAUUCGAAAGCACCUGAGCUCCCAUUGGCACGAAUAAAGAAAAUUAUGAAACUUGAUGAAGAUGUAAAGAUGAUAAGCGCGGAAGCACCGAUCCUGUUUGCGAAAGCUGCGGAGUUAUUUAUUAUGGAGCUCACUCUCCGGGCCUGGGUGCACACUGAGGAUAAUAAGAGAAGAACAUUACAGAGAAACGAUAUUGCCAUGGCGAUAUCAAAAUUUGAUAUGUUCGACUUUUUAAUUGAUAUCGUGCCCCGUGAGGAGCAGCGUCCUACUAUGCAGCAAUCAACAGCACAGGUGAAAAGUCAAACGUUAAAAGAGGCUGAGCCGCAAGUGCUUAAAACUGUCUCGACGGCGCAGAAUCAAAGUACAACUGUUGGAACAACUGACCAGGUACAAUACCUUCUUCAGUUAGCGGCGCAACAAGGUACGUUAGGCGGUCUUCCGUCUGCUCCUCAGUUGGGGCCUACUCAGCAAAUCCAGAUUUUUCCGCAAGGGGGCGGACCUCCGCAAACGAUACAAAUCGCUGCUCCUCAGCCUACCCAUAACUUCCUCGCUCCUCAGGUGGUUCAGGUUGCCUCACUUGAUGGGGGCCAAACAGCGGCCCUCGUUCAGAACGGUCAGGUAAUUCAGCAACUCCAGCCACCGGUACUUCAACAAACAACAACUCCUGGUGCUCAGGCACAACCUCAACAGAUACAGAUUGUCCAACAUGUUACCAAUGCACAGGCUCAGCUUGGCGCAGGAGGCCAAAUUCAGUUACUUCGGGUUACUGGUAAUGGAGGAGCCGCUAGUCAACCAAUCAUCCUUCAGGCAACAGCAGCUGGAACUCCUCAAACUGCAACAGCAGCGGCUCAGCACCAAAACCCGGCCCCACCACAAACACAGCAUCACGCAGCUGCGCAGACAAUCUUUCUCCCUAAUGGUCAACAGGUCUUCCUACACCCAGGAACAACGAUCCAGCAAGCACUUCACGGAGAAGAGGAAACUGCUGUUACGGUUGGACACUAAAAAUUUUUUCUACCCGGAUUAAUCAACGAUGAGGACUGGUGUGACAUACGUGAGAUGCUUUGACCAUAUGUGAAAUCUUCGUUUUACAUUGCACAUAUUCGCCCUUUAUAUACGGAGAUAUAAGUACAUCGGAAAGGAAACCGUUGCUUGAAGUUACCACUGUAUGUACAAAACAUGUAAUACAAACUAAAACUGUAUAUUGAUCGGUUUGUCUAGGCGAGCUAUGUGCAUGGCUUUGUGAAUAGGUUUGAAGGCCUUUGUAAAACAACUUCAAAAAACCCUAAAGGAAAACACUAAUAAUAAUAAUACCAAUAAUAAUAACGACUAGAAGACGGAUGUCGUAUUUUAUGUAUAUAGAUAAUACAUGUGACUGCUGCGAGUGUUCACGUCUAUAAUUUCUGUCUUAAAGGCCAAUAAACGAGUACUAAUUUUGUAACUUGUUUUAUUUUUAAACAGGGAUCUAUCACUUAAGGAAACAUUGAUGUCAAUGUCUCACAUUGUAGAUCAAAAGCAUACGCGAAAUUGGUUGAGGUUUCGCCAUAUUUAUUCACGUUAUGAAAACUAUUAACCACUAGAUUACACUCAAUUCGUGAACAAUUUAUGCAUGUGUACUAUAUUAUAUUAUAUUUGUAUCACUAUGUAUAUGAAGCCACUUGCGUAUGGUUCGAGUCUGGCGUAUAUGACAUAUUCAAAUUACUUUCCGUAAAGGUGCUCGCAGUCUUGGCUACAUAUACCUGUCUUUCGUAGAACAUUGUUAUACACAGCACUUAAUUCCCACUGAACUUGUUUAGGUAUUCGGAUUAAUUGAAAUGCUGCAGAUUUUCACACCCGGAAUUCUGAUAGCAUUGCUUCAGUCAGCUGACUUCCAGAAUGAAACAAACCUGACUGUUUAAAGACCCAUAUAUCAUUCAGUCUUUAACAAGUAGGGAUAUUUCCAUUGUACCCUUGUGCAGACAGUUCCCGUUCACGCUACGCAGCACAUACUGUCCACGUGUGUUUUUUGGCAUUGAUGGUGUUUUUUGCUAUCUUUAGCAUCGUAGAAGCUCGUGUCCAUCGUAAUCCUUAGCGUCUUCGCACGUAAACCUUUUUGCGAGGCAUACAUGAAUCUCUUACAAAAAGAUUUGCAUAAAAAGUGUGUUGCGCAUAUUUCCAGAUCGUAAAACUGGCUCGUUAUACCAGCUGGAGCUACUUUUGCCAUCGCCAACGUCUAUUUAUCUUGAUUGGAUUUAGCAUGCUGUUAGUGAGUUACCUCACUGACAUCGCAGAUGGCAAAUACUAACUUUUCCGUGGCUUACACGGCGUGAAGGCUCAGUUGAGGUUGUUAUAGGGAAAUCCUAUUGGCCCUGUUGUUUCCCUGGAUUCCGAGUUAAUCCAUUCAGUUUGAGUUUUGAAGUCUACUAAUUUAUAGCGCUUCAUAAUGGCUUGGGGAAG
Varroa destructor (honeybee mite) is the source of this 4123-nucleotide messenger RNA. RefSeq lists its product as uncharacterized. Gene Ontology annotation, molecular function: DNA-binding transcription activator activity, RNA polymerase II-specific; protein heterodimerization activity; RNA polymerase II cis-regulatory region sequence-specific DNA binding. Gene Ontology annotation, biological process: regulation of transcription by RNA polymerase II. Gene Ontology annotation, cellular component: CCAAT-binding factor complex; nucleus. The record is from RefSeq and is a predicted model, not a curated record. NCBI's taxonomy places the organism in Eukaryota, Metazoa, Arthropoda, Arachnida, Mesostigmata, Varroidae.